Callithrix jacchus (white-tufted-ear marmoset) is the source of this 930-nucleotide messenger RNA. RefSeq names its product taste receptor type 2 member 8. The record is from RefSeq and is a predicted model, not a curated record. NCBI's taxonomy places the organism in Eukaryota, Metazoa, Chordata, Mammalia, Primates, Cebidae. Gene Ontology annotation, biological process: detection of chemical stimulus involved in sensory perception of bitter taste; sensory perception of taste; G protein-coupled receptor signaling pathway. Gene Ontology annotation, cellular component: membrane. Gene Ontology annotation, molecular function: bitter taste receptor activity; G protein-coupled receptor activity.
AUGUCCAGUGCUGCAGAUAGCAUCUCUAUAAUCCUAAUAACUGGAGAAUUCAUAAUAGGAGUAUUGGGGAAUGGAUUCAUUGGACUAGUCAACUGGGUUGAUUGGAUUAAGAAGAAAAAGAUCUCCACAAUUGACUGCAUCAUCACCAAUUUAGUUCUCUCCAGAAUUUGUUUGAUCAGCGUAAUGGUUCUAAAUGUCAUUUUAAUAGUACUUUACCCAGAUGUUUACACAAAGAGGAAGCUACAGAUAGUCAUUUGUACCUUCUGGACAUUUGCCAACUACUUAAAUAUGUGGUUUACCACCUGCCUCAAUGUCUUUUACUGUCUCAAGAUAGCUAAUUUCUCUCACCCACUUUUUCUCUGGCUGAAGUGGAAAACUGACACGGUGGCUCGCUGGAUCCUGCUGGGAUGCUUUGCCAUUUCCUCGUUGGUCAGUCUUAUAGUACCAAUCGUGCUGAGUUGUGAUUAUAAGUUUCAUGCAACUGCAAAGCAUAAAAGAAAUAUUACUGAAAUGUUCCAUGUGAGUAAAAUGCCAUCCUUCAAACCCUUGACUCUCUUUAACCUGUUUGCAAUUGUCCCAUUUAUUGUGUCACUGAUAUCUUUUAUCCUUUUAGUAAGAUCUUUAUGGAGACACACCAAGCAAAUAAAAAUCCAUGCUACCAGCUGUAGAGACCCCAGCACAGAGGCUCAUGUGAGAGCCAUUAAAACUAUGACUUCAUUUAUCUUCUUUUUUUUCCUGUACUAUAUUAUUUCUCUUUGGGUGACCUUUAGCUAUCUUAUUACAAAAUAUAAAUUAGCUAUGGUGUUUGGAGAGAUCAUAGCAAUUCUCUAUCCCUUGGGUCACUCACUUAUUUUAAUUAUUUUCAAUAAGAAACUGAGGCAGGCAUCUGUCAAAAUGCUGACUUGUAGAAAAAUUGCCUGUGUGAUAUGA